This is a messenger RNA of Sphaeroforma arctica JP610, 262 nucleotides long. The record is from the annotation of a RefSeq genome assembly. Lineage: Eukaryota; Ichthyosporea; Ichthyophonida.
AUGCUACAACCACGACAGAAAAGAGACACGGUGCGCAUACACGUGAUUGUAAUCGUCGCUAUCAAAGGCACCAACAGUGUAGAGGAUUUGCUGACUGACUUACUGUGCGAACCGGCGCAAUUAGACUCCAUUCCGGUUGAUGGCAAAGUGCACAUGGGAAUCGGCCAUAGUGGAGAGUUUGUGGUGCAGACUGUCCUGCCCUACCUCAACGACUUGUUUGUGCCGUUGGGAUAUUCAGUGACAUUCACAGGUCACUCGCUAG